Messenger RNA from Vespula pensylvanica (western yellowjacket), 1751 nucleotides. RefSeq names its product prenylcysteine oxidase-like. NCBI's taxonomy places the organism in Eukaryota, Metazoa, Arthropoda, Insecta, Hymenoptera, Vespidae. Gene Ontology annotation, biological process: prenylcysteine catabolic process; prenylated protein catabolic process. Gene Ontology annotation, molecular function: prenylcysteine oxidase activity. The record is from RefSeq and is a predicted model, not a curated record. The coding region runs from base 78 to 1535 and encodes 485 amino acids. The transcript has 7 exons.
UUUUCAUUGAUAAAUUUCUCGUACGCACGUACACGCAUUUCUCCUUUGUACGUACAUCGUAAUUUUACGAGUUCGAUAUGCAUCGUUAUUUUCUCGUACUGCUAGCAAGUUUUCUAUUGAAACAUGCGUUCUCUUCGAAAAUACAAACACCAAAAAUUGCCGUUAUUGGUGGAGGUAUAGGAGCCGCUUCGACCACGCAUUUUCUCACUGAAUUAUUUAACAAUGAUUUAAAAAUUGACCUCUACGAAGGAAAUAAGAUCGGUGGUCGUUUGGCAACGAUAAAAAUUGACGAUAACGAAUACGAGGCCGGAGGUUCGAUUAUUCAUCAAGAGAACAAAUACAUGCAAGAAUUUCUAAAUUUGCUCGGAAUGGAAUAUAGACCCGCCAGGGAGCAAAGAUUUGGUAUAUGGGACGGCACGGAAGUUGUAUUCCAAGAAAGCGAUUCCAAAAUAUUCACUUUGAUCAAAUUAAUGUAUAGAUAUGGCAUACAACCGUUUAGGCUUAACAGUUAUAUAGGUUCUAUACUCGCCGAUUUCAAUAAAAUUUAUCACCUGCAAAACGAGGGUCGUUCUUUCGUCAACGUGACCUCUAUGCUGAUGGCCAUGAACGAGAAGUUUCCAAAGCUAUUGCGAGUGUCCGUUAAAGAUCACCUUUUAAACUUGGGGUAUGCGGAAAAAUUGAUCGACGAGUUGGUCGAAGCUCCUUUGUUGGUAGAUUACGGACAAACAACGAGCGUACAAAGUUUCGUCGGUUGCGUAACGCUUGCUGCGACCAUUGGAAAUCUAUGGGCAGUUAAAGGAGGAAAUAAGAAAGUGCCCGAACACUUGAUAUAUAGAAACGUUAACGUCAAUGUAGUGUCUUCUUACGUUAAGAAGAUCCGUUAUCUAACCAAGGACGAUUUUCCCAUUUACGAAGUACAAUAUUCGAACAUAGAUGACGUAAACGUUAUGAAAAAUCACUAUGACAUAGUCAUUCUCGCGACUCCAUUAACGGAAGAUCAGAAAAUGCAGAUUACGUUCGAAGAAUUCCCUUCGGAUGGUUUAACAUUUUCAGGCGAAUAUCAGACGACUGUUGCGACCUUCGUGAAAGGGAAUUUGAAUCCAAAUUAUUUUGGACUAGAAGAAGAAUUAGAUAGCAUAUUGAGUUGCAAUUCUAACAUGCAAAUUCGUUCCGUUGGAAAAGUAGACACGGUCGAAGGUCCGACUAAAAUUGAUCCGAAAAUAUGGAAGAUUUUUAGCAAUGCCUCGUUACCCUUAAACGUUUUACACAACUUUUUUCUCAAUAUCGAAGAAGUCAAGGAAGUCGUUUGGAAAGCGUACCCACGAUAUUCUACGAACGUACGAUUGGAUAAAUUUAAACUUUACGAUGGCCUUUAUCAUGUCAAUGCCAUCGAAUGGAUAGCCAGUGCGAUGGAAAUGAGUGCGAUAGGUGGAAGAAACGUAGCGAUUUUAGCCCAUCGUGAAUUUUUACAGAGGUUCUCGAACGAACCAAAUAGAUCCGAUAUACGGAAGGAUAAAUAUAAAUUAGAGCUUUAAGGUUGUUUGCUUAUCUUUUUCUUCUCUAUCUAAGAGAUAUUAAAGCAUCAUAAUUCCAAACGAUACGGGUAAUCGUCAAGAGUGCAACACGUACGGAUAGAGCGUUCAUUAUCCAUUUGGACAAGAUGACGAAAUGAAGGGAAUAAAGAGCGAUCGGCAUCUCGUUACGAAUGCGUUUAUAUCUAAGUAAAAUGUAAUAAAAAUUUAUUAUACCGA